CCUACAUUACCUCUGACCCUUGAAGAACUGACCACCCAACUUACAAAACUUGAUACUGAACUCCUUGCAGCAAUUCCUGUCAAACUUCACUCGGAUGCUAAAGAUAUAAUUAACAGACUCUGA
Messenger RNA from Dentiscutata heterogama, 123 nucleotides. The record is from the annotation of a GenBank genome assembly. NCBI's taxonomy places the organism in Eukaryota, Fungi, Glomeromycota, Glomeromycetes, Diversisporales, Gigasporaceae.